GUUUAAACUGAUCCAAUGCAGUGACCUGUUGCUGUUGCUAGAUUGAAUCUUCCCAAUGAUGGAGGCAGCCGUGUCCGUUAGCGCCGCAACCGGUAAAGAGACCGUCAGAACCGAGCCGAACUUCGGCGCCGAACCGCACCACGACCUCGCCGCCGAGCAGGGAGAGUAUGGGUACUGGGCCCACGGAGAAAGCGCGGAUCCGGGGGAUCCGGGUGAAGAAGAAGCCGCGGCGGGGUUAGAGAGCCGCCGAAGGUUAGAUGAGGAGCUCUCGCCGCUCAGUCCGGAGGAGAUUGAAAACCGGCUGGAGCGGACCCAGAGGGAGUUUUGUAACCGUCGGAAAAUCAUUAUAAAAAACCUGCCGGCUGAUGUCACAAACCAGGAGGUCCAUGAUCUGUUAAGCAAUUAUGACUUGAAAUACUGCUUUGUGGAUAAAUAUAAAGGAACAGCUUUCGUGACGCUGCUGAACGGCGAACAAGCCAAGUCCGCCAUCAAGGAGUUCCACCAGUACCCUCUACGGGACAGGGAGGUCUCUGUGCAGCUCCAGCCCACGGACGCCUUGCUGUGCAUCGCCAACCUGCCCCUGUCCUGCACGCAGCAGCAUUUCGAGGAGCUGGUCCGGCCCUUCGGCAACCUGGAGCGCUGCUUCCUGGUCCAUAGCGAGCUCACGGGCCACUCCAAGGGCUACGGCUUCGUGGAGUACAUGAAGAAGGACUCGGCCGCCCGGGCCAAGUCAGAACUGCUGGGCAAGCAGCUGGGCACGCGCACGCUGUACGUGCACUGGACUGAAGUGAACUCCCUCACCUACCCGCUGCUCCACUCUCGCUGCCUGUGCGUGGACAGGCUGCCCCGUGGGCUUAAAGACGUGGAAGACUUGAAGGAAGUGUUCGCUGAGUUCCACAUGCCUAUAUUUUGCCAACUGGCUCAGGGACAGGAUGCCCAGUUCAGGCGCUUUGCAGUGUUGGAGUUUGAGACGCCAGAGAUAACGGAGAUGGUCCAGAAGAGUACAGACGGGCUGGCUUUUGGCAGGAGCCACAUCCGGGUGUCCUUCUGCGCGCCCGGGCCCCCGGGACGAAGCAUGCUGGCAGCGCUCAUAGCAGCACAGACCAUGGCACUGAAUAGAGGAAAGGGGCUGCUUCCCGAGCCAAACCUAAUGCAGAUUCUCAGCAGCCUCAACAACCCCACCACUCUGAAGCUCCUGAUGAACCCUCUUCUGCAGGCACCCCCAGGGAGAAAACACGGUAACAAGCAUGGAAUUCUUGGAGCUGCUCCCACGGUGCCUUUCCUGGGAAACCCUGCCCUGUCUGGAGCUCUCCUGCAGCUCCUGCUACAGAACCAGAACCAGCUGCAACAGAACGUCUUGCUCGGGAACCCUCUGCUCCUGCAGAGUCUUGUUUGGACACGGCUGCUGCAGAAUAAGGAAAACCAGGCAGUCCUGAGUCACCCCGGUAUCAUGGGAGAUUCUCCUCAUGCAGUUUUACCGCAGCAGAAUGUAUUGCAGCAAGGACUGGCUAUGCUGGGGGAUCUAGCUGCAGCUGGUCUGUCUCCUGAUGUUCCCUCUGGACCAAUGAAGUCUCCCAACACAUUCUACGGGCUCCGUGGAGUCCCGACAGAUAGAGAGUCCCCCACAGCAAUGGGGGAGCACCAUCAUCCGCAGGCCAACCAGCCUCCAGCCCUUCAGGGCAUGGGCAGCCCGCUGCUGGGGUCUAUUCUAGGAGGGAUGCAACAGCAGAGCCAGAGUCUGUCUGGGGACAGUGGCUCUGCAUUGUCUGGGGUUUCAAUAUUGGGAGAACCACCUAAAGACUUGAAGAUUCCUCAGAACCCGUUCCUAAACAUCCAGAGUGUGUUUCCAAGCGUGGGCAUGCAAGCUGUGAACUCCAGACCACACCCCUACAGAAAGAAGCCAGGGAUUUUGGGGAGCAUGUCCAAUCCUAGAAUUGCGCAGAAUUCCCAUUCUGAUUUUGCGGUUCCUUCUAGCAGUAGAUACCAGGAUAACUAUGCCUUUGGAGAAUACAAACAGGAUUCCUUGUCACAUGUGUACCAACACCAUGAGCCUGCUGACCCUACAUCAAUGAGAGGGUAUGGCCACCACAGACAAAAGGGGCUCUAUCGCUCCAGCUACAGUGAACAUAACCAGUUUGGUCCCUCUCCUGUGCCGCCACCCCCUCCCUUUAACCCGGGGUCUCCCUCUUCAUACUUCAACAGUGGCUUCAAGGCUGGACUCCAACAGUCUCACCUCAAUAAGGCGGUGGGAAUGCCUCCAGUGUCCCAUGGGGGUGGAAUGUACGGGUAUGGCCUUAACGUUUCUCCUCCAGGGCAUAUACUAAAGACGCCGAUUGGAGGGCAGAAGCGAGUGUUCUCUCGCCUCAUCCCUUCCCCGGAGCCCAGUCCUGAAGGAGGCUACGUGGGCCAGCAUUCCCAGGGUCUAGGAGGGCACUACGCAGACUCUUACCUGAAGAGGAAAAGGAUAUUUUAAGCGGAGCCCUGGAGUAGCAGAAGUGUGUUACAUUGUACUAAUCAUCUGUGUGUGUGUUUGUUUUUUGGUGAUGGUCUGACUUUCACCAAGUGAAAGUCCUACUUCUACAGUAGUUGUAUUCCAGACCAGCUCUUAAACUGUGAUUUCUUUCCCAAGGUCUUUUAAUUAGAAGUCUUUUUUUCUCCCCAUUUUAUUGAGGUUUUAUUUUUGUGUGUGUGUAAAGGUUUAUUAGAUUUUUACCUUUUUUUGUUUAUUUGGAUUUGUAUUUAAACAUAUUUUGGUUUAUUUGGCGUCACAAAGUUUAAAAUUGACUGAGCCUUUAUUGGACUAUUAUUGAAUGUUAUGUUGCGUGAGCAAAGCCCAAGUGUUUUAUUCUUUAACUUUUUAUCAUUGUUUGUGUGAGAAAUAAGGAAAUAUUAAUUUACCUUUGUUUAAUUUGGCUUUACGGUGUCUUUUUUACUUUUUUUUAAGUUAGUGAUGGGAAAAGAAAUGUAUUUGUUUGUACGUUGUCCAUGUAAAUCUGUCUUGAGUUAAUGUCUUAGUUAAAGAAUGUUACCUAUUUCCCAUCACCCCCAAAACUGUUGGCUUUUUACAGUCUUCUGGGGGUGUGAUGGUAAUAUUGUGCUCUGUCUUAUUUUCUUUAGGUUUUGUUAGUUGUGUGUGUGUUUUUUUUUUUUUUUUUUUUUUUUUUAAUAUGCAGCAUCUUUCCAGACAUGGUACAUAAUUUCUAUUUUUACACUGAAUGUAUUUUCCCUUAUUUGAUAAUAUCGGAAGAAAAGUAAUGUUUUUCUAAAACAGGAUUUCAAUGAUCAGAGUGUGAAUCUUUCUGCUGUUUCUAGCAUCUUGUCAUUUACUGGUUUAUUGCAUAGUAAAAUACUGCGCGGUUUCUUAAAUCUUCUGCAAGCUGGUAUUGCUGACAUUAGUCUAAUUUUUGAAGUUCACUGAUCAGACAGGUCCUGAAGCAGCAGGAUUUUGUCCACAAUAAGCUAGUUGCAAUGCUGGAGGUCUGGCACCUGAAGUUCUUAAAAUAAUGAAUUGUCAGGUGGUUGCUGCUUUUUAAAAAUAGAUUUAAUAUUUUUUUUUGUUUUCUUUUUAAUUGUCUUACCUUCUAAUUUCAGUCGACAGCAUGCAAACUGUCAAGCCUAAACCUUUUUUUUUUUUUUUGCAUUCUGUUUACUCUGGUAAUGGCAGCUGUCGUUUUGCACGUGACGAACAAAGAAGUGUUAUUCUCUUGAAGCCCAGUUUGCAAUCCUUUUUUAUGCGCCAUUGGAAAUGCUUUCCACUGUCUUUCCUGACAUGUUACUAGAGGCACUUAACUGUGUUGAACAUCUCUACCUAUCUCUCCUACGUGGUGCAUUCACUGACAAAAAUCACUGAUGCCUUUCCAGGAUCGGAACUGCACUUCAGCAACAAAGAAUACUGUUGUACAUUUCAAUUGCUGUUCAAAUACAAUAGCCAUGUUGCAGUAACAAUUAAAUACUUUUUUUUUUCGUAUAUGUAUUGCAGCUAUUUUGCAUCUGGUUCUUAUUUUAUCUUAACAAGUCUCUGGGAAAACAAAUGCAUGUAACCAAACGCAAGCUGUUGCUAGUUUUCAAUUUGAAAGUGUGUCCAUUCUUUUUAUUUAUACCUGCUAUACUGUUGAAUGCUAGAAGCCUCAUUUCUCUGAUCUACAGAUCUCCUGUAGGAAUGUAUAUAUCUCUUGCACAUUUCUUUUUGUUUUUGAAGUGUUAAUUUGACCUCCCCCUGUCAACGUAACUGGACAGAACUUUUAGUUUUUAUUAUUAUUUGUAAAGGUUGGGUUAUGUGUUCUAUCUAUUGUAUGGACCAAUUGAUCUUUUGAACAAAUACUUUCACUGGAAUGUUGAUCUCUGGAAUUUGAAAAGGUUUGGAAUAAGUAAAAUUAAUUUAAAAAACAAA
Molecule: messenger RNA, 4390 nt
Organism: Acipenser ruthenus (sterlet)
Lineage: Eukaryota; Metazoa; Chordata; Actinopteri; Acipenseriformes; Acipenseridae
Product: ribonucleoprotein PTB-binding 1-like
Exons: 15
Coding region: 56-2473 (805 amino acids)
Cellular component (GO): cytosol
Molecular function (GO): mRNA binding
Source: RefSeq, a predicted model, not a curated record